AUGUGUCGCUCGCCGUCGCCUCUGCUCGACCCCGUCGCCGUCAGCGAGGACCUGGCGCCGCUGCCGAGCCUCAAGCAGGCCGGAAGUGCCACCAUCGAUUUUGACGGCCAGCUCGACCGCCCGCUCAAGUACCACGAGGAUGUGCGGACGGGCUGCGGCGGGCAGACGUGGCCCGCCGGCCUGGUGCUGGCCAAGCACAUGCUGCGUUAUCGUCGACGUGAGAUUCAGGACGCGACAAUACUGGAGCUCGGCGCUGGCGGUGGCUUGGUUGGGCUUGCCGUGGCGCUGGGGUGCAGCAACACGGCCAAGGGCUCGCUGCUGCUGACGGACCAGGACGAGAUGCUGGGGCUGAUGCAGCACAACAUUCAGCUCAACGACGUCGGGUCGAGGGCCACGGCCCUGGUGCUCAACUGGGGCGAGCCGCUGCCAGCGGUGGUGGUGCAACGGCGGCCCAACGUGAUUCUGGCGGCCGAGUGCGUCUACUUCGAGCCGGCCUUUCCACUGCUCAUGCAGACGCUCAAGCAUCUCUUGGCGCUCAACGACGGGGCCGUCGUCUACUUCUGCUUCAAGAAGCGCAGGCGUGCCGACCUGCAGUUCAUCAAGAUGGCCAGGAAGGCGUUUAUCGUUGAAGAAAUCCCGGACCAAGACCGGCCGGUGUUUGCGCGCCAACAGCUAUUCCUCUUCAGCCUGAGGAGCAAGACCAAGACAACGGGGGGCUAG
Molecule: messenger RNA, 720 nt
Organism: Hirsutella rhossiliensis
Lineage: Eukaryota; Fungi; Ascomycota; Sordariomycetes; Hypocreales; Ophiocordycipitaceae
Product: lysine methyltransferase domain-containing protein
Exons: 3
Coding region: 1-720 (239 amino acids)
Source: RefSeq, a predicted model, not a curated record